Messenger RNA from Pocillopora verrucosa, 5618 nucleotides. Its product is annotated as GTPase-activating protein and VPS9 domain-containing protein 1. Gene Ontology annotation, molecular function: small GTPase binding; guanyl-nucleotide exchange factor activity. Gene Ontology annotation, cellular component: cytosol; endocytic vesicle. Gene Ontology annotation, biological process: vesicle-mediated transport; regulation of GTPase activity. The record is from RefSeq and is a predicted model, not a curated record. NCBI's taxonomy places the organism in Eukaryota, Metazoa, Cnidaria, Anthozoa, Scleractinia, Pocilloporidae.
CAGUUACAAGCCGAAGAUGCAGUCAUGGCGGAUGAUGAGAGCAUAGAAAGGAACAGCUUGUGGCAUCUUCAAGAACGUUUGAAACAAGAGAGACUGUUCGUCAACAAAGAGAAAUCUGAAAUAUCAAGUCUUAACAUAGAGAUACAAUCAACUUGCGAAAGACUUUACCAUUUGUCGUGGAUAACUCGGCAACAAUGGAAGGUGGUUCAGCGAGUGAGGGCUUCACCUGAAGAAUGCAGCCAUGUCGUAAACAGGCUGGAUUCUGCCCGCUUUGUGGAUGCAUCAAGACAUCUUGGCUACUUAGAAUCAAAAUACUGGGAAUUUUUUAAGGGACUGAGAGAGAAUCCCUCGCUUGUCGCAUCCACUUUGGCUUAUGCGGACAAAAUUAAUUUAGACACCUCUCAGCUGAUUCGGUUGUUGUUGAACUCUCUUUAUGGAAAUUGCCUUCUUCCGCAAGAUGAAAAUUAUGUGUUGAUGCUAAUGAAACACCUGAUCGAGUUGAAAAUCACAGGAGAUGAGAGCCCUGAGAAAUUCCUUCAGCAUAAAAGGAAUUCAUUUACGUCGCUGUUUGGGAUUCUAAUCGAAAGCUUGUUCUCCGCAAAGUUGUAUUUGACAGCGGCCCUUCAUGCACCUAUUAUGCAAGUUCUCUCGGAAGAUUCACUUUUACAGAAGCGCUUACCCCUCAAGUGCACUAAAUUCGUGGAAAACCUUAAAGCGAAACUCUAUUGUUUUCCUCAAAGCUUGCGAUGGUUAAUGUGUCAGUUUGCAAAUAUUCUUUCAUCCCACGGUAUGAAUGAUAAGGAAGUGAGGUCAAUGGUCUUAAAUCUGUUAUUUGAUUGCAUUGUUUGUCCGGCGAUAAUACGACCUGAGCAGUUUGGCAUCACUUCUGAUGUUCAAAUUAGUGAAGUAGCCUCACAGAACUUGCAAAAUAUAGCUUCCUGUUUGCAGUGCUUGCACUCUCUCUAUUCCUCUGAAGAUGAGAAUGCAAGAAAUUUGGACAUGUUUUCAAGGAUAGAUCCAGUCUGUGUGACUUCAUUUUUAGAUGCCAUAUUAGAGAACCAAAAAGACAUUCAAGAUUUUCCAAACCAUAAGUCCCUUUCUGGCCUUUGUCGCAAUUCAGUUCUCAUAACAGAAAAUGAGCUACAUGCCUUGACAAGCUUUCUUAGAAUGAUUGAACACAGUGAAGACUACAAAGAUAUUGUUAACCAUAAGGAGCUAGAAGAGUUACUGUAUCCUCUGCCACCCCAGCCAGAGAUAAGUCCUGUGGAGCCCAUUACAGAUCCGUUAGCACCCCCAGGUCCAGAGUAUUCAAUAGAGAGUCCAAAGACACCAAAAAAGAAACGAGCCAUCAAAGGAAAGAGGGAAGAUAAAGCUCGAAAGCAAAGCUUGGGAGAAGGUCAAGCCGCUGAGUUUGAAGGGAAGAUAAUAAAGCAGUAUAACCCAUUAUAUGUUGAAAACAAAUCAGAAGGGUUUAAGAAAGAGUUUCUCCAGCGAAUGGCACUGAUGUUGAAGGAAGGUGAAGAUGUCCUGGUGAUCUCACUUGGCUAUUCAGGGAUUGAGUGUCCUGGCCUGCUGUCUGAGGAAAAAGUUCUUGGCAUCAAAAAACCGUCCAAGAAUGAAGCAGAAACCACUAAAAGCUUCAGACCAAGGAGUAGCUCAUCUCAGUUCUCCAAGCAUAUUUUUUCAGACAAAUCUAGUGCAAAGAAAGGGAAAGAAGGCUGCAAUAAAGAGAAAAGUGAUGAGAAGGAAAUAACAACCUCACAUAAUAAUGACAAGGAGCAUUCAUCAGAGGUACCUCAGCAAAUCAUUGCUGGUUCUGGUAACCAAGACAACAAUACUGAUUUGCCUAAGUCUGACACAGGAGAGAAAACGAGGACAGAUCUUAAUGAUUUGCUUCUAGGAAACACCAAUUCCACAACACAUACUACACCAGAUGUUUUAGAAGGAAGUACAUCAAAUAUGCAAGACUCUGCCAGUGUUGAUUUGAUUGAUUUUGGAAGUGAGAGUCCAGAGCCAUUAUCCCCAGUGUCACCAGAACAUUUCACUGAAAACCCGCUAGUGGAGAAACAGUUGCCUCUUGCCUUUGAAAAUCAAGCGGCAGGUAACAGAGACAGUGCCAUCAGUAGUGGUGGUAGCACACGCAUUAGUUCCAUCAGUACAGCAAGUACACAAAGUAGUGGAGUGGAGUUCACCAAAGAGUGCAUUUUUGUAGAUAGUGGCCAUGGCGAAAUUUUAGAGGAGAAUUCUAAUGUGCAGCUCCCCUGUCUAGAACCUGUAGAUGCACCAGGCAAUGAGUUCCGAAAGCGCAGCAGUGUCAUCAGUGAUCUGGAGAGAAGAGACAGCAAGGUCAGUAAUCGAGAGAGCACAAGUAGUAGCACUCUGACUGGCUACUAUGGAGAAGGAUCCAACCGAGACAGCCAAGCAAGUUUCUUGAGCUUAGAUUCUGAGUUUCCACCUCGAAGUGGAUCAUCAAGCACAGCUGAUGACGAACGUGAGUCACCUGCACCCAGGGAGAAGAAAACCUCUCGAGCAGCCUCUUUGAAGCGGCAUUUGAGGAAUAGGAAAAAGAGCAAAGGAAAAGACUCCUUUGAUGGGCCAGAUAAUGUGGAAAAGCGGAGUGAAAAGAAAGAGAAGGGAUUCUUUGGAAAGAUAAGAACUGCUCGCUCCAAAGAGAAGACUAAGACAAGUAAUGCAAGAGUGUAUGACGAACUGGUGGAGAAAACCCUUGACCCUUUUGAUAUCACUUACAGAAUGGCACACCCAGAAAUGGAAGAGAAAACACCCAAAGACAUCGAGAAUGUGAUAAAAAAAUACACAGAUAUUGCACGUUCUACUGCAGAAGAGGAAAAGUUGGAUGCUGCAGAUGGUGAUGAUGAUGAUGACAAAGAUGAGGAAGAUGAUGACAUUGUUGAUGAAGAGGAAAAAUUUGAAAACUCCAAGAGAAAACUAAGACUGGUUCUUUGCCAAGCUGAUUUUCAAAAUCUUCCCAUGGUUCAUUCAGAAAACAGGAUACCAGAGAAAAGUGUGAGUGGAAAAUCACAGUGUCAAGAACUUUUGACUUUCCUCCAUGUACAACUUGCUGAAGCAAUAAAUCUUCAAGACAGAGCUUUGUCUGCUCAGUUGCAUGAGACAAUAAGAAGUGUGAAGGAUCUGCCACCACAAAGCUUUGCUAGACUUGUGGAAUCAUUACAGGAGGAUUAUAAAGCUCGUGCUCCAUACCUAGCAUACUUGGUCAAUGCACAUCAAGGACUAUUAGCAACUCAUUCACACCUGGAGAGAUUAGUAGAAAGAGUGGAAAGGGACAAGAUCAUUUGUCGCACGUACUUUACAACCUCUUGUGUGAAGCUAUUUCUUGAGUCAAAGGAGAAAGGAGAGAUUAGUAGAUUUACCCAUAAUUUUCAAUCCUUGCCAACACCGGAUGAAAAGUGUGCAUUGCUUGAAGAAUUCCUAGAGACAUUAGGGGAUGAGAUGGAAAAGCACCCAAUCUGGUCAGGUGUCAGUGAUGAGCAAUUUCAGGAUUCCUUGGUGGCAAUAGAACGUGCCAUUAUGAGCAGUAUCUACAUUUCUGCAUUUUACCCUUUUGGUGGAGUUGACCAGCAAAUAGAUAGUACGUUUCAUGAGCAUGUGAUCAACCUGCAGAAAGUUAUUCAUCCUAAUCACAAAGCUGUAAGAGUCCCUAAGAUGUACCGUAAGGAAGCACCCUGGGAAUCAGCUCAGAAAGAACUGCUGGCAAUUAAUGCUUACAAGACACCAACAGACAAGCUCAAGUGUGUCAAGCGAUGUUGUGUCACCAUUAUGAAUCUGUUGUGUUUAGCAAGUGAAACUAGUGUGCCUGGUGCAGAUGAAUUUGUCCCAGCCUUAGUGUAUGUGGUGAUACAUGCAAAUCCUGAGGGCCUUCUGUCUACCAUGCAAUAUGUUAAUAACUUCUAUGACAAGAGGCUCAGUGGAGAGGAAGCUUAUUAUUGGAUGCAGUUUUGUGCAGCUAUUGCCUUCAUCAAAACAUUGCGCUAUGGCUCAAGCUAAAUCCAAAUGAGGUUAACAGAUUCAUCAGAUACAAUUUAAGAGGGUAGAACCCAACUUGAUUCUGAAUGAAGUAAGCAGUUAAAAAGGCUAAAGAAAAUGAAGGAAGUUCAUGUUGUUUUAGUGAGAAAGGGCUAAUCCAAAGGUACAACAUUGAAGUGAUUUGAGAGCCAUAAAUUCUUGAGUGCAUUACACUCCUGAUACAAUUACAACAGAUGAAGUCUACCCAGAUUUAUUCCUUUAAUGAAAUGAACUGUGUGAGACUAAACUUGAUCGCAACUAUAGCUGUUUGGCUCUUUAAUUAAGACAUUUUACUACCACUGUUGCCUUAUUUGUCAUUUUUGGGACACAGACAGUUACCUUUGAAUCAAAAGAAGUUGCAAGGUGAAAGACAUUGAAGACCAAUAGCUCCAAGAGGCAAAAAUAUAUAUUUUUACGAUAUUAUUAGGGAAUAUUAUGUUGUUCUAUGACAAAGGAAGUUGAAAAUAUUACAUUGCAUUUUACAGAUGUGCCAGUCAUUACAACUUUAGAUUAGGGUAAUAUAUUUAAUUAAUUUGAUAAACAUGUUCUUGAUUAUCUGUGCACUUAUUGUGUUGCAUCAAGCAUUUAUUUUUAUCAGUAUGAAUCACAGAAAAGCAGGCAUGUUUGUAUAAUUGUUUCUCACAUUUCAAAUCAUUUAACAUGAGAAAGCCUUUAUGUUCCGUGCAAAAAAUAUGUAUUAAGUUUUUAAAUCUUGUAGGGGGUUUUAAAUUCAUGUUGUUUUUAACAGCAUAUAUACUUAAGGAAGGUAUCUUGACUUAAUGUUGGAAACUAUUUGGGAUAGUGUGUUAAAAAAAAGUGUGUUAACAUUAAUUUAAGGUAAUUAUUGUUUCAAGGUAGACAUUCAAAAUUUCAGAUUUUUCUUGCUCAUUAGUAAGAUAUAUUAACCCUUUGCACCCCAACAUCAGUAAGCAUAUUCUCUGUACUGUUUUUUAUACAUCUACUUAGGUGUUGACAAGGAGAAUUUGUUUAACAAUCAAGGGCUUUUUGGCUGGUGAUCAUUUUCUUUAUUCUUGUGAUACUAAUGUGUGAUUCAGGGAUAUUGUAAGGAGAAAUCAGAUGCUAUUCACCCCUGGGGUUUCAUGGUUAAUCACCAUGUAGAAGACAGCAUGGUGUUACCAAGCAGUUCCACUGUAGGAGUAAAAAAUUUCAUUACUUAUGUAUGCUUCAAGUAUGAGGAUACUACAGCUGUAAACUUGAAAUGGAUUUAUUUUUAUUUUUUUACUUAAAAUUGAUGAAAAUACCCAAAGUAGUGCUAGCCCACAAGAAUUUCUUCACAUGGGAGUAAGUUUAACCCUUUAACUCCCAAGAUCUGACUGUUAAUUCUCCCCACUAGCUUCUACACAUUUUGUUGUAAAUUAGUUAUGAGAACUUGGUGCUAGAUCAAGAUAGCAGAUUCCACCUGAUAAGUUUGAAUAUUCUCAUUACCUGUUUGCUGAAUAAUGUAUGGAUAUUAUUGGGAGAAGUUUCAUGUUGAUCACUAGUGGGAGUUAAAGGGUUAAGGCCUUGAGAAAAGGGGCUUGAGGGGUCUUUAAGGAAUCUGAUGUUUAUUGGAAGUU